This is a messenger RNA of Condylura cristata (star-nosed mole), 2286 nucleotides long. RefSeq names its product zinc finger, BED-type containing 8 (gene ZBED8). The coding region runs from base 335 to 2119 and encodes 594 amino acids. The record is from RefSeq and is a predicted model, not a curated record. The transcript is spliced from 3 exons. Lineage: Eukaryota; Metazoa; Chordata; Mammalia; Eulipotyphla; Talpidae.
UGGGGUGGAGGGCGCGGCGGGCGAUCGCGUCUCUCUGCUCGGGGUUCCGACCCGAAGCACCCACGCCCCAAACUGGGCAGCAGGCUGAGCGGAGUGCAGAACUGGCCGUGACCUGCUCUGCCCCGGACCUAGCGGAGCCCCAGCCGCCCGCACCCGCUUACGCUCGGGCCACCGCACUGCGCGUGCGCCCUGCGCUGCCGCCCGAAGGAUAUUGUGAUUGCUAAGUACCACAAAGGAGCAAGUGAAAGCUGUGAGGUUCUCAAACACAAGAAAGCCUCUUUGGUGCACAAUUCUGCAGCAUCAUUGGAAUACUACCUGAGCGUUUCUUUGUGCCAUGUCGAAGAAGCGUAAAUGGGACGAUGACUAUGUACGGUACUGGUUCACCUGUACGACAGAAGUCGAUGGAACUCAGCGUCCGCAGUGUGUGUUGUGUAACUCCGUGUUUGCAAAUGCUGAUCUCAGACCAUCAAAACUGUCAGACCAUUUCAACAGACAGCAUGGUGGUGUGGGUGGGCAUGACCUCAACAGCCUGAAGCAUAUGCCAACCCCAUCUGACCAAAGUGAAACCUUGAAAGCAUUUGGAGUUGCCUCUCACGAGGAUGCCUUAUUACAGGCAUCAUAUCAGUUUGCUUAUUUAUGUGCCAAAGAGAAGAAUCCUCACACGAUAGCUGAAAAAUUAGUGAAACCAUGUGCGUUGGAAAUAGCACAGAUAGUUUUGGGACCAGAUGCACAAAAGAAGCUUCAGCAGGUGCCCUUAUCAGAUGAUGUGAUCCACUCCAGAAUUGAUGAAAUGAGCCAGGAUAUCUUACAGCAAGUUCUAGAAGAUAUCAAAGCCAGCCCUCUCAAAGUGGGUAUUCAGCUUGCUGAGACCACAGACAUGGACGACUGCAGCCAGCUAAUGGCCUUUGUGCGGUACAUAAGAGAGAGAGAGAUCAUAGAAGAAUUCCUAUUCUGUGAACCUUUGCCAUUAACAGUGAAAGGAAUCGAUGUGUUCCACCUCUUCAGAGAUUUCUUUGUGAAACACAAGAUAGCACUUGACGUCUGUGGCUCUGUGUGCACUGAUGGGGCCUCAUCCUUGCUAGGAGAAAAUUCAGAGUUUGUUGCUCAUGUGAAAAAAGAGGUUCCUCACAUUGUGAUUACACAUUGUUUAUUGAACCCUCAUGAACUGGUCACAAAGACAUUGCCUACAAAAUUGAGGGAUGCCCUGUUCACUGUGGUGAGGGUGGUCAAUUUCAUCAAAGGGCGGGCGCCCAAUCAUCGCCUGUUUCAGGCCUUUUUUGAAGAAAUUGGAAUCGAGUAUAGUGUUCUCCUUUUCCACACGGAGAGGAGGUGGCUUUCCCGGGGCCAAAUACUGACUCAUAUUUUUGAAAUGUAUGAAGAAAUAAAUCAAUUUCUUCACCACCAAAGCAGCAAUUUGGUUGAUAGCUUUGAAAAUAAAGAGUUUAAACUUCACCUAGCGUACCUUGCGGAUUUGUUCAAACACCUCAAUGAACUCAGUGCAUCUAUGCAAAGAACUGGCAUGAACACAGUAUCAGCCAGAGAGAAGCUGUCCGCUUUUGUUAGGAAGUUUUCAUUCUGGCUAAAACGAAUCGAGAAGAAAAACUUUACCAACUUUCCUUUUCUUGAAGAAAUCAUCGUCUCGGAUCACGAGGCAGUCUGCAUUGCCACGGAAAUAACCCUGCAUCUGCAGCAGCUGAGCAGCUUCUUCCAUGGAUAUUUUUCCGUGGGAGAGCUGGAUGAGGCAAGUAAAUGGAUACUGGAUCCAUUCCUGUUUAAUCUGGAUUUUGUUGAUGAUGGUUAUUUCAUGAAAACUGAUCUCACUGAAUUGCGAGCCAGUGGCCAAAUCCUAAUGGAAUUUGAGACAAUGAAGCUGGAGGAUUUCUGGUGUGCUCAGUUUAUGGUGUCUCCAAGCCUGGCAAAGACAGCUCUGGAAAUCCUCAUGCCAUUUGCAACCACUUACCUUUGUGAAUUGGGAUUUUCAUCCCUUUUACAUUUUAAAACAAAAUCUAGAAGCGGCUUUAAUAUGAGCGAUGACAUCCGUGUGGCUAUUUCAAAAAAAGUUCCUCGUUUCUCAGAUAUCAUUGAACAAAAGCUACAGCUACAGCAGAAGUCUCUGUGAGCUGAUAGACUUUCUUAGUGUUUAAUGGUUAAUACAUUGUUAAUCCCAUUGUGAAACGAAACUAUCGUUUUGUCUCUUCUCUUUCCUAUUUAUGGUAUGUUGAAUCCUGUGUUGUAAAAAUAUAGCAGGUUAGCUUUUAAUGUGGCAUGCAAAGAUAUGUCUUGAGA